This is a messenger RNA of Caenorhabditis briggsae, 2619 nucleotides long. RefSeq names its product Protein CBR-OCR-2 (gene Cbr-ocr-2). The record is from RefSeq and is a predicted model, not a curated record. Gene Ontology annotation, molecular function: protein binding; calcium channel activity. Gene Ontology annotation, cellular component: membrane. Bases 1 to 2619 code for a protein of 872 amino acids. Gene Ontology annotation, biological process: calcium ion import across plasma membrane. Lineage: Eukaryota; Metazoa; Nematoda; Chromadorea; Rhabditida; Rhabditidae. The transcript has 13 exons.
AUGGGGUCGGCAUCGUCCACCCAGUCCUCAAUGAACAAUUUUGUGGGGAUGGGAAGAUUGAGAGAAGACAUGAAAAUCUAUCAGUUGGUCGAUAUGCACGGAGGUGGAGAACUCUUGCCAUGGCUCAGAUACGCGAUCACAAGCAGCGAUACUUCGUUCAUUGAUGCUUAUCUCGAAACAAAAGUUAAAGAGUUUUUAUACAAUCAAGGGAAAGGCAAACUUGUAACUGUAACCGAACUGGUAAAACUGAGAAAUAAGGAAAGAAACGAGAGACUCGGAGCUUUCUCACGAAAAAAGGGAAAAGGAAAAAGUGGACCGAAUGUACUUGAUGACUUUAAUCAAGAGGGAGAAAAUGUUGGAGACUUGAAAAAAGCUCUGAAACUUUUGGAUGGUGGAGGAAAAGGAGGACGAAAUGAGAGUAAAUACAGAGAGAUUUCAUGGAAAUUGGAAGAGAGAGGAUCCAUGGGAGAGACGAUCAUCGGAUGUUGUCUUCUACACGCUUCCGAUAUUCAUAAUGCUCUUGUAUACAAAAUUCUGGAGUACUAUCCAAAACUUUUGAAUGACAUCCAUAUUUCCGAGGAUUUCUAUGGGUUGUCUCCUCUACAUCAGGCAAUUAUUAACACAGAUUGCAAGCUGGUUUUCAAGUUUUUGAAAUUGGGAGCUGAUGUUAAUUCAAGAUGCUAUGGUGCAUUCUUCUGUGCUGAUGAUCAGAAAGCAUCGAGAACCGAUUCACUGGAACAUGAAUACGUAGAGCUCUCAUUGAAGACAAACUACACUGGAAACAUGUAUCUUGGAGAGUAUCCCCUCUCAUUUGCUGCUUGCCUGAAUCAACCAGAAAUGUUCCGACUUCUUCUUGCGUUCAAAGCAAAUCCAAACGCACAGGAUACAAAUGGAAAUACAGUACUUCAUAUGUGUGUGAUCCAUGAAAACAUGGCAAUGUUCAAACUUGCUCUGGAAUGUGGUGCCAGUCUUCGGACAGUUAACAAACAGAGUUUGUCUCCAUUGACAUUGGCUGCAAAGUUGGCAAAAAAAGAAAUGUUUACGGAGAUUCUGGAGUUGGAAGGAGAUAGUAUUUGGGCAUAUGGAGAUGCAUCUUCUACUGCCUAUCCGUUGGCAAAAAUUGAUACGAUUAAUGAGACGAGCGGAGAGUUGAAUGAGGCAUCUGCUCUUUCUCUUGUUGUUUAUGGGCAAACCGUUGAGCAUCUGGAGCUUCUCGAUGGUCUCCUCGACACUCUUCUAGAAGCGAAAUGGGAGGCGUUUGCCAAGAGAAAUAUGAUUGUCUCAUUCACUGCAUUCACAUUGUAUUAUGUUUGCUUUGUGACUGCAUUCACUCUUCGCCCAAUUGGAUUUUCAACUGAAAUGAUCACAGAAGGAUGGAUCAAUAGAUAUUCCGAGCCAUUUCCCGGACGACAUGGGGCAGAAGGGCAGACGAUUGUGAAGCCAAUCAUUAAUACUACGACUGGAUUGGUUGAAUGGAACGAGGCAAUGACUCAAUGUCAUCUACGGCAAUACUUCGAUCCCAAUAUCCCGUUUGCCAAUGCUUAUAUUCGAUUGGUUUUUGAAGUGUUCGUUGUGAUUGGAAUCAUCAUACAAAUGUUUCUCGAUUUUCGUGACAUCAAAAGAAUUGGAAGAAAGAAAUGGUGGACUGUUCUGUCAGCUUUCCCUGCGAAAAUAACAUUCAAAGUGACAUACUUCCUUGUUAUUGCCAUGGUUCCAAUCCGACUUGCCUGUCAGUUCUCUCCCAUUCUUCUGGUUAUUGAUAACGUUCUGGUAACAGUGACAAUGAUAUUCACGACAGUUCAUUAUCUCUACUACUGUCGAGUCAUUCGAUUCGUUGGACCAUUCGUGUUGAUGGUUUACACUAUCAUUGCCACUGACAUUUUCCGUUUCAUGCUGAUUUAUGGAAUUUUCUUGAUGGGAUUCUCACAAGCGUUUUCUCUUAUUUUCUUGUCGUGUGAACGAGAGGCCAACACCAUCAAAGCAUUGAUUGUGAAUCAGUCCAGCAUCAUAACUGCAUAUGACACAUCUAUUGUCAAAAAUGCGGAGGCGUUCGAAAACGUCAUCCAGUCUCCAAUUGAAGCUUUCGUCCGUACAUUCAUCUUGACCAUCGGGGAAUUCACAGUACUCUACCGUAAUCUUGCAUUGUGCCCAGCUAAUACUAUGGUUUGGAUUGGAAAGUUCAAUAUGCUGAUUGCCAUGAUGACCCGGACAUACGAAACCAUCUUUCAGACACAAUUGGAGUACAAGAGACAGAGAGCCCAAGUAAUCUUGAUGUUAGAAUUGUCGUUGAGCCCAAAAGAACGCCACCAGUAUCUUUUGAAAUACUCUCGACCAACUGGAACGAAUAAGAAAACUAGAAGUUUGGUUGUUAGUAAAAAAUCUUCGUUCAACCGAGAAACGAAACAAGGUCAACGUGUUUUGGAGGAGAAGAUGAAGAAGAUAAUCGAGGAGAAGAAAGCAGUUUUGAAACGAAAGAUGAAAGAUAUGGAGAUCAAAGAAGGAAUUCGUCCAGUGACUGGAUACAGUCGUACUCCUCGUCCACAUACUCAAUACAUGAAUCGAGGAGGGGGAGCACAGAAUGGACAACCUACCAAUGGAAACAUCAAUUCCAAUUUCUGA